Molecule: messenger RNA, 843 nt
Organism: Stylonychia lemnae
Lineage: Eukaryota; Ciliophora; Spirotrichea; Sporadotrichida; Oxytrichidae
Source: the annotation of a GenBank genome assembly
AUGAAGAUUGGAGCAGAGGAUCUAUGGCCCUUGAUUUUGGACUUUAUUCAGACUUUCUUCGGUGCAGAAGAUCUUAAGCACUUCAAGGAAUACUUUAAGUUGAAGAUAAAGCACGAGGUAUAGUUUAAUUGCUUGCUUUAUAUAUUUUAGAAUGAUCCUAUUGUAAAGGCAGGAGGUAUAUAGGUGUUGCUAGGAAAUUACUUAAAACACAAUAAAGAGAUCUAUAAGCAAUAUAAGAAGCACUUGAAGAAUAAAAAGAAAGCUGAGAGCAGUGAUGAAGAGUCAGGAGAAUCUAGUGAUGAUGAGGAUUCAAAGAAAAAGUAGAAGAAUGGUAAAUUGGUUGGCAAAAAGAGAACAAAGAAUGAUGAUUCUAGUGAUAAUGAUGAUAGUGACAAAGAUGGUAGUGAAUCUGAAGGUGAAAAAAAGUAGAAGAACGGCAAGACAGCUAAUAAGAGAGCUAGAAAAUCAUCUAGUGUUUCAAGAGGAAGAUCUAAGUCUAUAGAUUCAAAUGGACCAAUUACCAGAAAGAAGUCAAUGGAUAUGGGAGAAUAUGUUCCUCCAAUUAAGGACCCAAAAUCAUAGGCAUUAUAAACUAACUUUAAGUUCCAAAGAAUCAACGAGGAAAAGUUUAAGUCAAUGGAUGAGGUAGCAGCAGACAACACCUUUGAAAGUAAAGCAAGAUUCGGUUAAGGCGGAGGUGAUGCAUUUGGAUUAUGGUCAAACGAUAAGCUUAAGGAUAAAGUUGGCAAAGGAUUUAAGAAGGAAAAGGGAAAAAUGAAGAAUAGAAAUUUCCAUUCACAAGGAUAAAGAAUUGGGUAUGGAGUUAACUCAGUUAAAUUUUGA